AUGUCAAGUGGGAUGAUGGCUUAUCCUGCAAGGCCCUUUGAAGAAACUAAGGAUCAAAAAUAUCUGAUUGACAUAGUCCGAAGUUACUAUGACGACGACGAACUAAAACAUGUUAGUGAACUUGACAAGUUAAUAGAUACCGAUAUCAAAGGGAAGAUUUGUAUGAGUUAUUUUCAUAAAUUUAAUGAAAUUGCACAUAUGUGUAUUAACUUUAACAUAAAGAAAUGCCCGACGAUGGAUAAGAUCAUCGAGGCGAUCGAGGAAGCACAAAGUAUUCAAGAGAGUAGGAAAAACUUUUAUAUGGUAGGUCCAAAUGAUCUAUCCAUUACAUGGAACGAAACCGCUGCAUACUGGGAAUUGAGACAUAUACCGCAAUCAAGGUUCCCCGAGGUGUGGAUACUUAGAAAAGUAUGUUGGCUUGAGAUCCAUGGUAAAAUAACAGUUGUGAAGCAGUUAGAAAAGAGUACAUAUGUCGCGUAUCUUAUCCUUCAAACUGCUGAGAAUUGCAGGGGACUUGAUGUGCCAGCAAAUUCAAGCAUAACUUUUGGUGGGAAAAAAAUGGAGACGGAAAAAUGUUUAUCUUCAAAGACCAAAGGAUAG
Lactuca virosa is the source of this 600-nucleotide messenger RNA. Lineage: Eukaryota; Viridiplantae; Streptophyta; Magnoliopsida; Asterales; Asteraceae. The record is from the annotation of a GenBank genome assembly.